This is a messenger RNA of Megalopta genalis, 984 nucleotides long. RefSeq lists its product as uncharacterized. Lineage: Eukaryota; Metazoa; Arthropoda; Insecta; Hymenoptera; Halictidae. The record is from RefSeq and is a predicted model, not a curated record.
GAUAGGGACCUCCGGAGGCUCAGUGCUCGCGGAACCACCACCCCGUCGAAGCGAUCUCACCGUGCGGAACACCUUUUCGUCGGGACACAGCUCGAUGUUCUCGUGAAAACCGAAAAUUACCAAAAUUCUCCCUCAGUUCGUUCUCGUGGUGCGCACUAUCCUGAUUCCACGGAGGCUCUCCGACAACCCUCACAGCAAUCAUGAUCACGGCGUUGCCAGUGCCCUCGGUGAAAGUCUUCCACAAAACUUACUACCAGGAAAAGGGGUCCAGAGUGACGAGCAGUCAACCUGGCAGUCCGCUGACGGAGAGCGAGGCGGUGCUGGCGUUGCUGGACAAUGAACCGCCGGAAUACUACUUCUGUGGCAAGGUAAACGCGUUGCACGUGGUGGUCGGCUCCCUCCUCCUAGGCGCCGUGGUCCUAGUAGUGGGCCUGGUGCAGCUGGCGCCAGGCGCGGAAGCGGCGCAGAACUCCACGUCCCUGAUCGUAGCAGGCUGCAUUCUAUUGUCGGUAGGCGUGUUCCUAGCGACAAUUAGAGCCUUGUGUAUCAAGAGGCAGAAAUCCGGUCACAAGGACGAGACCCACCAGCGAAGCGUCACCAGUAUAGACAUGCUGUUGGCGCAGCACAGAGACUUCACCGUGUUGACGCCGGACGAGUUGGAGGACCUGGUCGGCCGGUCGACCUCCGCUCUGGAGAGCAAAAUCCGCAAGCAGGGCCACAACACCUAGGUGUUGUCGGCCUCGAGGAAGGCCCAUCCGUCAUCGCCGCCGUGCUCGAACACACCGUCAUCGUCGACGUCGCCAGGGACUAGCUCAUCCAUCCUCUACACGCAUCGUUACGACUCUCGUGAACACAGUCUGGUUUAAAACAAAAACAAACAAAACGAAAAAAGGGGGCCGGCCGCGUGUCAGCCUCGUUUCUUAGGGACUACUUCAGUCGUCGUCGUCGCCGCCGCCAUGCACGAGCAGCAGUUUUCAUACUUAA